AUGCCGAACCGUCGCGGUGUAGUCAAAACUGCGCUUCGGCAGACGCUAUCACAAGACUACACGGAAGUAAAUCAUCGACCACCUGCGCUGAUGAUUGGAGCGAUUGGGGAUGAUCUGAUUCUCCCUUAUACUGGGAUACCUCGAACUGCGGUAACGCCGGUCUUUAAAAUGGCAUGCCGCCUCCGUUUCAUGAAACCUGACGUCGAUAUGCUAUUGAGACGUAUCGAUACGCAGUUAGACACUAUGGUCAUCUCAGCGCUUAUUGAAGCUGCCCUUCGGCUGUUGCCACCUGAUAACUCCCCCAAUGGUAGAGCCGAGGCGGAAGAAAGAAUGCGGCAAAAGAGCGAGCGGGCGCUCAUUCAAGAAACAUCUUUCAUUGACCAAAUGAGAGAUCUCGGCUAUCAAUUUCAGACCGAGAGAGAGCAAAAAGAAUCACGACUUAGCCCAACACCUGACAUUCGAUUCCAUGAGCCGGUGUUAGUCAAUGGACACUCAUGCCACUGGAUAGAAUACAAGAACUACUUCGGUUUCAAAGCGAAUCCGUUUAUCACUUCGAAAAACAAGAAGCAAUUUAGGAAAUAUGUCUCUGGGAUAGGACCUGGUGCUGUUGUAUACAAGUUAGGAUAUGAGAUUGAACACAUAGCAAUGAUUGGGGUCGAAACCUUCCGGGAGGCUGAAUUUCUAUAUAACCUGGGACAAGAGUCAAGGCUAAGAAAUUGA
Molecule: messenger RNA, 720 nt
Organism: Aspergillus affinis
Lineage: Eukaryota; Fungi; Ascomycota; Eurotiomycetes; Eurotiales; Aspergillaceae
Product: zinc finger protein
Exons: 1
Coding region: 1-720 (239 amino acids)
Source: RefSeq, a predicted model, not a curated record